UAAGCAGUGAUCACGCGCAGUCUGUUUUUUCGUUGUAGUAGUUGAAAAUUUGUUUUUUAUUUUAUUUUUGUCAAAAAACAUUCACAAAUAUUUAGAGUACAUAUUAAUAUUAUUGUAUUAAAAAAUAAAUACAGCAACUGAGAGAAUGUCGAAGUGUUAAGAAUUUUAUUUGUCUCCAAUUCAAACCGACAAAUUGCUCUUUUUUGUUUCAUUAAUUAUUGUUAUUUUGUGUCAAUUCAAUCAGUUUUAAUUGAACUGUGUAAGGUUUUUAUGUUAAAAGUGUCAGUUCUAAUCUGCAACUAGUGACAAGAUGGUAGUGAACGGUCAAACAGCAGAGAAACGGAAAAGUCUCAGCUUGAGUGCACUCAACUCAUCUGGGCAAUUCGACAUUUCCGAAUUGGUGAAUCGUGUCAUCGAACGUUUCGGUCGACAUCAAGUUCUAAUCUAUCUCUUGUUGUGCACAAAUAGCAUCAUCGUUGCAAUUAAUCACACGUUAACUACCUUCCAUAUUUAUACACCUGCUGCUUAUCAGUGCGCGGACCAAGCUACGGAAACCGGCAAUAUUCCAGAAAAUGGCACAUGCACCGCUGACUGCAACGAUUACACAUUUUACGAUAAUGAUACGAGUGUCGUCACGCAAUGGUCUUUGGUGUGCGAUCGACGGUAUUUGUCUGCCCUUUUGAACACGAUCUAUUUCGUGGGGGUCACAAUGGGUUCGUUGGUGUGCGGCGUAAUUUGCGACAUGGUUGGUCGUAAAAAGAUGAUUUUGUUUUGCUUGUAUGCCCAAGGCGCCUUCGGAACGAGCUUGUAUUUGGCAAAUUCGCUGGAAAUGUUUAUGGUUUUGCGGUUAAUUCAGGGAUUCUUCAUUCAAGGAUUACAGGGAUGCGGAUACACGUUGCUGAUGGAGAUGAUUCCGCCGAAGAAGAGAACUUUCUGUGGUAUUACGUGGGAGUGCUUUUGGGGAAUCGGUAUGGUAAUGCUCGGUAUCAUCGCCUACUUCAUCCGCGACUGGCGUGAUUUGCAACUUGCUUUAGCAGUUCCUACUUUACUGACUCUCAUCUAUACUUGGAUGUUCCCUGAAAGUCCCAAAUGGUUCCUCGCCAAGAACAAAAAACGUCAAGCUUUCGACACUGUCGUCGCCAUCGCCAAGAAAAACAACGACCAAGAAUUCUUCAAGGAAUACAAUUCGAUGCAAAUGGAGACUUACGAGACAAAUGAAAAGCAUGACCCCGAAUCGGCUCCAUUAAAAGGCUUCCACGAAGAGGAAGUUCACGAAACCGCGUCAAUUUUGGACUUGUUCAAGAACCGAAUUUUGCUCAAACACUCAAUUUGCAUGAUCACCGUCUUCUUCUCCGUCACCCUUUCGUACUACGGCAUCUUGUUGUACUUGCCCAACUUACCCGGCGGUCGUCACUUGAACUUUGUGCUAAGCGCCUUGAUUGAAAUCACGGCCUACAUUAUCGCGUACUUUGCCUUAUCGUCAAAUUAUCUCGGAAGGCGGCGCAGUAUGAUCGGUUAUCAGUACCUGAACUCGAUUUUUUGCAUGUCCAUCGGUUUGUUGACGCUCAUCGAGGAGGAUUAUGCCUUCAAGCGGUAUGCGAUCAUCUUUUUGGCGUUGGUAGGAAAGGGCUUGGCUGUUUCAGGCUUUGGCGGCAUGUUCAUCUACGGCUCUGAACUGUUCCCAACUUCGACGCGGGCCACAGCUUUGGGUCUUUGUGGAUUGUUUGCUCGUGUCGGAAGUUUAUUGGCGCCACAAAUUAUUUUAUUGGGAGAAAAAACUCAUUCAAUCGUCCCGAUGACAAUUAUGUCGGUUGGAUUGUUGUUCGGAGGAACAUUUACCUUCUUUGUCCCGGAGACAUUAAACAAACCGUUGCCUAAUAAAGUCAGCGAAGUCGAUGCAAUGUGGGGAAAACACUAAACUCACACUUUGGAAAAACGUACUUUUAAUGGAAAAAUCGAAACUUAGUGGAAAAAAUCACAUGAAAUCAAUUUACUUAGAAAGUAUGUCGAUGAUAAAUAGUUUUAAACUGUGUUUUAUAGCAUUUUUAGAGAUUUAAGCGAGAAAUGUGCAAAAUUUAUUAUACAUAAAGUGAAAAAAGACAAUUUUUUUCGGAAAAAUUAAUAAAUGUUUAACAUUUUUA
Molecule: messenger RNA, 2141 nt
Organism: Culicoides brevitarsis
Lineage: Eukaryota; Metazoa; Arthropoda; Insecta; Diptera; Ceratopogonidae
Product: organic cation transporter protein-like
Exons: 4
Coding region: 311-1918 (535 amino acids)
Biological process (GO): transmembrane transport
Cellular component (GO): membrane
Molecular function (GO): transmembrane transporter activity
Source: RefSeq, a predicted model, not a curated record